Onychostoma macrolepis is the source of this 2871-nucleotide messenger RNA. It is a transcript of the gene dytn, whose product is annotated as dystrotelin. The record is from RefSeq and is a predicted model, not a curated record. The transcript is spliced from 4 exons. NCBI's taxonomy places the organism in Eukaryota, Metazoa, Chordata, Actinopteri, Cypriniformes, Cyprinidae. Bases 210 to 959 code for a protein of 249 amino acids.
ACAGAGGAGACAGAGAUUCCUCAGGUAACUUACCUGCAACAUUUCAUAUUAUAGAGCGCAACAAGGGGUUCCUAUAAGUAAAAUUCACUCUAUAGAUUAUCAUAAUGAUACAUAAUAAAUGAUGCCCCUGGGGUUCUUUUUUUAUGUUUAUGGUGUUAUAGAGAGAAACAGCUAUUCUCCAAAAAGACCUCAGUGUUACUCAGAAGGCCAUGAGGGAUCUACAGAGAGAUAAAUGGCUCCUGGAGAAAGAGUUUCAAGUGUGGAGAGUUGCAGCCCAGUCAGAGCAUGAUUCACUGGGGGACAAAUGUACUGAGCUGAAGAGCAUGAUGGAGGCAAUGAACCAACAUAACCAGCAUCUGGAAGAAGAACUGGACAGAGUCAGACAUAUGUUGUGUGUGAGGGACAGAGAUCAGCUCAGAAUUGACUUCCGUUCCCAUUCAGACCUUCAACCAGAACACGAUGACAGCAUUAGUGAAAACGACUGGACUCAACCUGGCUGUUCAAAACCUCAAGACAGCUCCAGUGGAGAAGAGCGGGUUCAGGAGGGGAGAGAAGCAUAUCAGGAAGGAAGAAUAGAAGCGGAUGUGGAGGUAUCAGAAGACAUCUCCACAAAUCUGGAUGACACAGAAGAGGAUGUCCAUACAGCUUCAGAGCAGCAAGAGGAAGCUGAGGAGGAGGGGCUACAGGAGGAGCUACUGCAUAAAAGACAAGAUCUUUCUUUACUUCAUCGACCCAUGUCUGAUUUAGCUCUGGAAGAGCACUCAGACUCAGAUGACUCAGAUGUGGAUGAGGAAGAGGAACUUUGUGAGCUUGUACAGCGACUUCGAAAUGAGCUUUCUCUAUAUACAGCCACAGGUUCAGUCAGUCUGCAGAAAGAAAAGCUAAUGACGGCAGCAGAGGGAGUCAGAGAUUCUGUUUCUCAUCUUGUCACUUCUGUAAGGACCACCAGUUUGGCAUGAUGGCAGCCAAAAUAACUUUCCCUUACCUGCAAACAAUACAAGCCAAUUUCCAUCUCUCAUUCCAUCACAAGGUUAAUCAUAACAGCAGAUGCUUGCAGUGUACUCCCAGUGUACAGAUGCUUGCAGUGGUCGAUAAUUCACAAUUUAAUGGAAUCUAAAAAUAAAUAGGUUUAAAGAUUUCAUUGGUUAAUAUUAGAGAGGCACCAAUACUGACAUUCAGAUGAUACACAAAAGGCAAUAAUUAUAUUCUUGUUACUAUGAAAAUAUUUGAAAUUAAUUGGUCAGUUGUGACAUUACAUGGUCAAAGAGUGUUUAACAUCUAAUAUAGAAGCGUUUGCUUUGAUUUGGGUCUGUCUGGGUUUAUUUAAAGAUAAUGACCAGGUGACCCUUAAUUAUAGCCCAUACCAAUAACUUACCAAUAUUAUAGACCAUUGCAGUUUGGUCUGAAAAUAUCAAAUCACAGUAAAACUAAGGAGAAAAAAAAACAUAUAUAUAUAAAAAAAUAUAUAUACAGGCCUAUUGUUUGAUUAGAUUAUUCUUGACAAAAAUAUAAAUAAUAAGAGAACAGAACUGUAGUCUUUGGAUUAUAGGUAAAUGAGAAGUCGGUUAUUUAAGAGAGUUUUUGAAACAAAAUUAUAUAGAAUACACAUACUACAACUAUGAACAUUUGUAGCCCUGAGAUAAGGAGAAAAAACAUUUCAGCAUUUCACAUGUGCACAAGUUGAAAUACAUGAUGUAGGGAAAACUAAUAUAGGCAGAAGUCAAUACUGGACGCUGAUACCAUUACCAAUAAAUUUAGAAAAUCUAAUAUUGAGCAAUAAAUGAUAUCAUUCAUGCCUAGUUAAUGUGUGAUUUUAUAGUGAAUUUAUAUGCUGUUUUUUUAUUGAUUUUUUUUUAAUACUAGACGUUUUGGAUGUUAUUUUAUAAGUCUGGUGGAUAAUAAAUAAACAUUGAUAUUUUUUUCAGUACACCAUAAAUUUCUUAUAGGUUCUGAAAAAAAUUUAAUAUGGAGUGGUUUUAAAUUUCAGCGUGAAUGCAAAGCCUGCCAAUGAAAGGGACAAACUGAAUGUACUAAAAGAAAGACUUCUGAAUCUCAGAAGUGAUGAAUUGAUGACUUGUUUGAUGUCAAAAUUAGGGGGGAAAAAAAAGAUCUCAAAGUUGAAUUUUUUUUGUUAAGUUUUUUAUUAUCAUUAUUUGUGUUUUGGCAAUGUUUCCAUGGGAACAUGAGAUGGCUGUAAAAGGGCUCAGGGUUUAGAAGAUGAGUUCAAAAACCUGAUGGUGUAGAUCAAUGAUGGUAUAGAAAAACACCCUCUCUUUCUGCUCUUAUUCCAGUGGCAUAGCCCCAAACUAGAGCUCUCACUACUGAAACAGCCCCAUUCUAUUAAUAAUAUCAUUUUAAUAUCACAAGUGCCUCAAUUAUGCGGUCCCACACAGAUGACAAUGACAUUUUCAUUUUCAGAAGCUGAGAUUUUCAUAGAAACAUUCAUUUUAAGUAAUCAGAAGCUUAUUAUAAUGUCAAACAUAGAUGGCCGAGCAUAUAAAAGACUGCCUUAUUAAUAAUCUGCUAGCUUGAGAUCGAUUUCAUUGUUAGUCUCAGUUGAGAAUUCUUUACCAAACCGUAGAGUUUGUGCAAUGUUUCCCCUUUGCAUAGUAAGUAAAUGUUAACUGUUUUUCCUUUGACAUGCAGAUACCUUGAAAAGCGCAGCAGGCUGUGUGGGCUCCGCCCCCAGUGCAGUUACAUCAUGCAGCUCUCUGAUUGGCCAGUGAUGGCAUUCAGGUCAGGGCAGACCUACAGGGCCCAGCCAGUUUAAUUGUUUUUUUCUUUUCUUUUUUUCUAUUUUUUUUUUCUUUUUCUUUUUUCCAAGGGGAACAGUAAUUGACGUCAUUAGGCAUAUAUAUAACAGUGGUGAUU